Messenger RNA from Colletotrichum truncatum, 1683 nucleotides. RefSeq lists its product as uncharacterized. The record is from RefSeq and is a predicted model, not a curated record. Lineage: Eukaryota; Fungi; Ascomycota; Sordariomycetes; Glomerellales; Glomerellaceae.
AUGAUGUCCCCAAGGAGUUUCCUUUACUACAAUAGGCAGCCCUCGGCCUCAAACAAGACUACCUCUUCCCUCUCUCCAUUUUCCACGCGUAAACCGACCAGCGACAGCUUCGCCGCCAACACGAGUUCGACCUCCAAGACUACUUCUCCCAUCGACACCCCCAGAACGGCUCUGCCUUCUGCCCUGCUGGAUCGGAAAAAGGAUGCCCAGAACGUUUCCGUCACCGUCACGCCUAUCCCUACUCCUCCCACUGCCACCACAGCUACCAUGGCCAAAAAGAAGGAUGCUCGCCGCGAAACGUCUAAGCUGGCGCCGUCUAGCCCUCCAAGGACCACCACGAGCGUAACCGUCAGACCGACGACACCUACCGGCCCGGUUCAGAUCCCUUCGAAAUCCAAAUCCAGCUUGUUUUAUAGUUCCCAACGCCACGCCCAGAGGAAACCCUCCCGUCCCCGAGAUGUGCACUCGCCAGAUACCGUUCCUCCCGCCAUGCUGGCCCUGCUGGCUGUUACUGAUAUCCCUAGACCGCGACGCAGCUCGAAGCAGAAGCUUGCUAGGGAUCAGCCAAUGACUCUGGAAGCCGUCAUCGAGAGGCAACAGGUUUGCGAGAAGGAACUCAGCCUCACUUUUGGCAAAACCCCGAUGGACUUGCUCCUCUCGCCACCUGAUGACCUCGAAGACGACAUGUCCAUUAGUGACAGCGGAGUAGGCUCCGUUCUGUCCACCAGAACGGUCUCUGUUGAGUCGAUGCCUUCUCUUGGCGACUCAUUCUCUACUGAAAACACAUUAUCUUCACUUGAGUCUCCUUGCGGAUCGAGUCCCCGAAGGAGGCGAUCGCGACAGCCUCGGAGAUCUUUGGAGCCAGUAUCUUCCCCUCCCGGCCAGCCUGAGGAUCACCCCUUGUCUCGCGACCAUGUUGGUGUGGAUGAGCUUGAUUUCAGAGUUUUUGACGAGUCUCAAGACGAAGAAGAUGACACCAAGUCGGAGUUCUCAUUUUCUGACUACACCUUCCCCUUGCGUCCCCUCAAGUCGGCUUUCAAGUCCAACUUGACCGCAUCACUUCGCGCUCUGCGCUCUGCUGCAAGGUCCAUCUCGAACAUCAACUUCUCUUCCAUUCCCCCAGACGAUUUUCUCACCAGGUCCAUUCUCACCAUCGACCCCAAAGUGCCUUACACGGAUGAGCGUCGACCUCCUGUAUUGGAGGAGGAGCCUUCCGCCGCCCUCCGCCGGUACCUGAACCCUACGACCAAUGCUCGCAUUGAGCCCCACCCAGCGACGGCUGCCGCUGCGCCUGGCGGCACGCGAGGCUUUACUGCCUCAAUCCAGAUGCAGACCUACAAGGUUCAGCGAAGCCGCAGUGCACCACCCCCAUCGUCCCGGGGUCCCUCUCCGACGACAUCGGCGGGCACGACUCAGUCAACGCCUUAUCAGCCCCCAUCUCAAUCUCCGAACCAGACUGCCUUUACCUACCCACCUGGCGGCAUGCGACAGCGGGAGAUGCGAGAGAACUCAGACUUCAUUCGCAUUGCCGUCAUGGAGAUGGCGAUGCGAAAACGCGGAAAGCUUGACGACCAACGGCCAGGCCGUGCCCGCUGGGCUUUACCGCCACGGAAGCCGAACGUACGGGCCUACGAAGUUGGCCCCGACGGUGUGCCAGCUCGAUGGAUCCCCGUGUCACAGUGA